AUGUAUAGCCUUACACUUGCAGCUGUAUCUCUCUUCCUUGUCCUCUAUUACUACGUCCUCCCGGUGAUCAACUAUAUACGAGACCCCAAGGGUCUCCGCAAAUACCCCAACCUUAGUUUCUGGUCAGGCAUAUCAGACCUCCCUCUGAUAUACGAGUCACACAAAGGCUUUCGGUCCCGCUCACUGCUCGAGGCGCACAAGAAUCACCCGGUCAUCCGCAUAGGGCCGAACUCCCUUUCCUACUCAGACCCUGCCGCGAUCAAAGACAUCUAUGGCCAUGGCACGAAAUGCACCAAAGACAUUUUCUACGCUGAGCUGGCAGGCUCUCACUUUCACCUUGCAGACGUGGUAGAUAAAAGCGAGCAUGCCCGGAAACGCAAAGUCCUCUCCAGUGCGUACGCGCUCAAGAACUUGGAAAACUGGGAAUACAAGGUGGCCGAUAUGUCUCGCCGGCUCAUUAAAGCAUUUGAUGCUCGAUGCACCGAGCCGCUUCCUCAAGGACGAAUCCCGGAUGAGCAAGACCUGACUGUUGACUAUCGCAUGUGGUCGAAUCUCUUUACGAUUGCCGCCAUCGCCAAUAUCGGCCUCAGCGAGGAUCUACGCUUCCUUGACCAGGGGAAUGAUCUGGUUGCCUCGGAAAGUCAAGAUGGAGCCGUCAAGACGGUGAAUUUCCGAGAGUGUCUGUAUGCAACGGCGUGGGCUACUUCAAACCUGAUCUGGUCGUACGAUUGGUAUCAGACUUUGUGCAGAGUGAGCGGACUGGUGUCAUUUACCUACCGCCAGAAAUGGAAGCUGAACAAGGACUGGGACGGCAUCGUAUACAACCGAGCAACCACGCGCUGGAAGCGCUACGAAGCAGGAGAGAAACUUGAUGACUUUUUUACCGCUCUCAUGACCGACAAGGCCGGGGCCCCGUAUAACCUCGAAUGGGGCGAAAUUGUGGCAGAAAUGAGCAUUAUGAUGAACGCGGGAUCUGACACGACCGGCAUUGCACUGAACAAUGUGAUGUUCUCCCUACUCCGAAACCCCCGUUGUUUGAAGAACCUGCAGGAAGAGCUCGACAAUGUCCUGGACGACGAUGAAGUUAUUGCUCCCUAUGACAAGGUCAAGCAUCUGCCGUAUCUCCGUGCCUGCCUCGAUGAGAGCAUGCGGAUGUUCCCACCGGUGUCGUUCAACCUGCCUCGCCGCACGCCUCCUGAAGGAACAAACAUUCUCGGGGACUUCGUUGCGGGCAAUACUUCCGUCAGUAUGUCCGCGUACGUGGUGCACCGUGAUGAAACCAUAUUCCCGGAUCCCAACGUCUAUCGCCCGGAGCGUUGGCUGGGCGAGACAGGCAAGGACAUUCAACCUUAUUUCGUGGCCUUUAGUGCUGGGGCUAGAGGCUGCAUAGGUCGCAACAUCAGCUAUCUUGAGCAGACCGUUUUACUUGCGUCUCUGAUUCACCGUUACGAGUUUGCAUUGCCAUUCCCAGAUUGGGAGCCUGUUCGAAGGGAGACAACGAACCUCAGUUCAGGCCCAAUGCCCUUGAAACUAUGGAGGCGAAAUGGAGUACAGAGUGAAAAUUAA
This is a messenger RNA of Aspergillus melleus, 1566 nucleotides long. Its product is annotated as cytochrome P450. NCBI's taxonomy places the organism in Eukaryota, Fungi, Ascomycota, Eurotiomycetes, Eurotiales, Aspergillaceae. The transcript has a single exon. Gene Ontology annotation, molecular function: heme binding; oxidoreductase activity, acting on paired donors, with incorporation or reduction of molecular oxygen; iron ion binding. Bases 1 to 1566 code for a protein of 521 amino acids. The record is from RefSeq and is a predicted model, not a curated record.